Molecule: messenger RNA, 2845 nt
Organism: Callorhinchus milii (elephant shark)
Lineage: Eukaryota; Metazoa; Chordata; Chondrichthyes; Chimaeriformes; Callorhinchidae
Gene: slc29a3
Product: solute carrier family 29 member 3
Exons: 6
Coding region: 306-1715 (469 amino acids)
Biological process (GO): nucleoside transmembrane transport
Cellular component (GO): plasma membrane; Golgi apparatus
Molecular function (GO): nucleoside transmembrane transporter activity
Source: RefSeq, a predicted model, not a curated record
GCUCAUGGCAGUGAGUGCACAGCUGAUGGUGGGGCUCCAGGCAGUGUGUAAGUCAGGCCCUGUGUGUGUCGGGGUGUAACUCCAGGGCCUCCUCUGGACUGGGCACCUCGGACUUGUUUACUGGCGGCGCCCAAAACUGCGGAGUUAAAAGCCAGUCACAGGACUGGAUGCCGAGGCUCUUCCAGGGCCGUGAAUCACCGGGGGAGGGAAUGGGGAAAAGUGACCCAGAGAUGAGCAACUGGUAACGCGGCCAAGUCUCCAGAUUGGAGAGCCUUGGAGAGCUCCACAAAAACGUUACUUCUGCAAUGAUGAUGGAAGCUGAAGACUGUUUGCACACCGACUCCCACUCUCAAAUGGAGGACGAAGAACCAUUGAUUUCCAAGCCGGCAGGGAUAAGUUAUUUUCACCCUGCACCUCAGGACAAGUACAACCUUGUGUACAUCAUUUUCUUUUUCCUUGGGAUUGGAUCAUUGUUACCCUGGAACUUUUUCUGCACUGCCAAGCACUAUUGGUUGUACAAGCUGAACAAUGGAACACAACAAUCUGGCCAUGGGAGUGAUCUCAGUAUUAAUUUUGAAAGUUAUCUUUCAAUUGCGUCAACUGCACCCUCAGUAUUGUGCCUCAUGCUGAACUUCAUUCUGGUGAACAGGAUUUCUUCAAAUGUCCGAGUUCUGUCCUCUCUGUUUAUUAUGCUCCUCAUAUUCUGUGUCACCACGGUGCUGGUCAAGGUGGAUACUUCUCAGUGGACAUACCAGUUCUUUGGAGUGACUAUGAUGUGUGUAGUCAUCAUCAGCGGUGCUUCCAACGUGUUCCUGGGAAGUGCAUUUGGAGUAGCUGGAAGGUUUCCCAUGAAAAAUGCUCAAGCCUUAAUUUCGGGACAAGCUAUGGGAGGAAUGAUUAGUGCUUUGGCAUCAGUGAUAGACCUUGCAGCUGCUGAGAACGUUUCUGACAGUGCGCUGGCCUACUUCCUCACUGCUGAUUUUUUCCUUGUGAUUUGUAUCAUCAUGUAUUUGUUGCUGUCCAAAAUUCCAUACUCCAGAUACUACCUCAACAACCUUGAGGGAAGGAUCGUAUCUGCUGCUGGUGAACUCGGAGGAUCAUUCAAUGAUGAUACAGGAUAUUCCACCAUAAAUGGGUUAGUCGUGAGCACCAGUGAAACCAGCAGCCAGGUGCCUCCAUUGAAGCCCAUCCUCAAAAAGACUGCAGUCCUGGGUUUCUGUGUGUUUUAUACCUUUUUUAUUUCCAUCAUUGUGUUCCCUUCGAUCUCUUCCAACAUUGAAUCUGUUUCGAAGAAUUCAGGUAGUGCGUGGACCAAUAAGUACUUUAUACCUCUGACCAGCUUUCUUCUGUACAAUUUUGCAGACUGGAGUGGUCGACAAAUAACUGUUUGGAUCCAGAUCCCUGGACCGAAGAGUAAAUUGCUUCCUUUUUUAGUGAUGCUGCGAACUCUCUUUUUACCCUUAUUCAUAUUUUGUAAUUAUCAGCCAAGGCACCAUAUACGCAAGGUUAUAUUUGAUCAUGACUUUUAUCCUGCUAUUUUUGUAUCUCUUCUGGGCUUCAGCAAUGGAUACCUAGGAACAUUACCAAUGAUUUAUGGACCAAAGGUUGUGCCAAAAGAAUUAUCUGAACCCACUGCAGUUAUGAUGUCUUUCUUUCUUACUCUUGGGCUAGCUGCUGGAUCUGCCUUCUCUGCCAUUAUUGUUCACUUGAUCUAGCAGAAGUGUCAAACACUGCAUAUUCUUAAAUAUUCAGCUUGAGUGUAUCUCAAAUUUGACAAUGGGUUAGAGUGGUUUUGAGGAUAAUAAUACACAAAGCUUGGAGAUAGUUUCACUAUGGUGCUUAACCCUGAACCUGAUAUGGAGACAAGAAUCUGAGUUGGAUGCUUACCAGUACAUCUAGUUAAAUCAUACUUUUAUUUUGGAAGGGGAAAAGAAGGAUCUGACCCCUGCUCAGUGACUUUCAACAUGGUGAGUGUUACAAAUUCAAUAAGUUGCCUGCUGUAGGAAAGACUGCACAUUGCCAGCUCUUGCCACCAAGCAUUGCAGCACCAAAGUGCUGUUACACCUUGCCCUCUAGAAGGACAAGUUCACAAACUUUUUUUAAAAAACAUUAUGAGCCAUAUUAGCUCCAUUUAUUUCCCCAUUUUUAAUUCCCGAACCCCGAGAUGUGGUAACUGAUGAUUAUUGGAAGCAUAGUUUGUUGUUUGUUGCUAUUAAUCCUGAAACUACACAGGGUUUUUUUUUCUCAUAGAACAUGUAGUUGAAUUAGUUGCGCUGGUUUUCCCAGCCUGCCAGGCCCAGUGAGCAGAAUUACUGUUACGUGAAUCAAGUCUCUUCUGGAAAAAGAAGUGUUGAAGCUGAUAUCUGGAAUAAAAUGCAAGUAACCAAAGAGGAGUGUCACUUAUUCUCAUCUGCAGAAUAUGCUUAAGGACCCAUGUUACAAUGUUCAAGGGUUUUUAGUUCUGCAUUGAAUGGAAGUGUUGCUGCUUUCUCCUUUUCAUCCCAAAAAGUUAUAAAAAUGAAUUAAAAUCAUUCAGUGAUGAGAAUACAAUAUUAUAACUGAAAAUCUAAUUAUUUAAGUGUUGUUCCUAAGAAAUGUUACUUUUUGUCCAAUUUAGAAGGUGGGGAUUUUCUGAAUUAAUUUUAUUCUGCUCAUAGAUGAUUUUUGGUCUGGUGUGUUGCAUUUUGGCUUUGAAAUAUGAUGGAUAUAUCUUCAAACCAAGGUUCAUGCUUCAUGUUUUUCAUAAGACCAAGAAUCCUGAUUUUUAAAAAAAAAAACAAAGUGCACAUUGUGUCAGAAUCUCACGCUGGUUGUAAAAGUGAAAUAAAUCUGAUGAUGAAAGCUU